This is a messenger RNA of Strongylocentrotus purpuratus (purple sea urchin), 2052 nucleotides long. RefSeq names its product LIM/homeobox protein Awh. The record is from RefSeq and is a predicted model, not a curated record. Gene Ontology annotation, molecular function: RNA polymerase II transcription regulatory region sequence-specific DNA binding; DNA-binding transcription factor activity, RNA polymerase II-specific. Bases 728 to 1732 code for a protein of 334 amino acids. NCBI's taxonomy places the organism in Eukaryota, Metazoa, Echinodermata, Echinoidea, Camarodonta, Strongylocentrotidae. Gene Ontology annotation, biological process: neuron differentiation; regulation of transcription by RNA polymerase II. Gene Ontology annotation, cellular component: nucleus. The transcript is spliced from 5 exons.
GACUUCUGUACAGCGAUUGGUCAACAGCUAGCAGAAGGCGUAAUACAUCACACGACAGCUGAUAGCUAUGGUCAGUCGAUAGCCACGCACGCCAGAAAUAGCUUGACCGAAAGCGAGCUUACAGACGCAGUGGUCAGCGGGCGAUUCCGUGUCGCCGCUCCGUAAGGUAUUACAUAACCAUCCCAUCAAUAAAUCCAUUUCGAGAGCUAUAUUCCACCAGAAAGCAAACACAGAAUGCCAUGUACACAUGCGUUUGUUUCAACACGCAAAUACAGACGUCAUAAAUAAAUGCGGAACCCAUUUCCUACUAUAGUACAGUUAUCCUGUAAUUCGGAGUAGACUGCGGACGCAGGAAUCAUCUUAAUCUCUUUAUUUUCUCCAGAUAAAAAAAAAACAACACCAUGGGUUUUUUGCUCUUCACGUUCUCAUCAUGACGUUUUGUAAAUUGGAUGCCUGAUUUCGCGAAGGAGAUAGCAGACGUUUUUGACAACAUUUGAGCGAAAGUCAUCGAAAAUUGAUAUUGGCGUCUUUUUACCACUAUUUUCAUCUCGGAAAGAUGCCGAAAUGGCGGAUCACAUCCGACAGAUAAGAACGAUGGUGUGUAUUCAUCACGAAUGAAGUAUUUCUACAAAUUUUGCGAGAGUGGACAUAUCAUUUCAUUCGGAGAUAUUUGAUUGUGUGGAUAAUCCAUUGGCUUUUACAGCUGGAGUCGGGAUCAGCGGCCUGUAUGGGGCUUGAGACGCACGGCUCUGCGGCCGCGGCGGGGAGGAUCCAAGACAAGAUGAGCCAAUUGGACUCCAAGCCCAUCGACACAACUGAGAGCAAGAGUGAGAGCUGCGCUGGGUGUGGAAAGGCAAUUAUUGAUCGUUACUUGUUGAGGAUAGGGCGUGGUCUGAGCUGGCACUCAUCCUGUCUUCGAUGCCUUGAGUGUGAUGAGAGUCUCAGCUCGCAUCAAAGCUGCUACUUUAAGGACCAAAACGUUUUCUGCAGGAAAUGCUACUCGAGGGAAUUCGGCACCAAAUGCGCCCGUUGCCUACGGAACAUCGACGCUAGCGACUGGGUCAGGCGAGCGAGGGAAAACAUCUACCACCUCGCUUGCUUCGCCUGCGACAACUGCAAGAGGCAACUAUCGACGGGCGAAGAAUUUGCGAUGAUUGAAAAUAGAGUGCUGUGCAAGUCGCAUUACCUUGAGUUGGUGGAAGCAACAUGUCGCAGCAAUGGAGACGGCAGUGGUUCAGAGUACGGUGGAGAAGGAAGCGGGAGUGAGCGUCCACAACAGAAGACCAAACGGAUCCGGACCACUUUCACCGAGGAACAACUCGAAGUCCUCCAGGCCAACUUCAACGUCGACAGCAACCCGGACGGGCAAGACCUCGAACGCAUCGCCCAGAUCACAGGGCUGAGUAAGCGGGUCACGCAGGUCUGGUUUCAAAACUCACGGGCGCGCCAGAAGAAACACAGCAAUCCGCACGGCAUGGAGACGCCGCCGGGCGGGCUGUGCACGCCUGGUGGAAUGGUGAUGGGAAGCGGUGCUGGUAGUGGUGUUGGCGGUGGAGGGGGGCUGGCGGCUUCUGAUGGGUACACUGGUGGCAGCGAUGGAUGCUUGUCGCUAGCUGGGAGGAAACCGUCCCCGUUGCCGCCUAAAUAUGUUGACAUGUUGGAUUCCUGCGGCAAGUGCGGCAUGAUCUACUGUCUCUGUGAGAAACUCGCCAUCUGCUCGUCCACCUCGUGACAGAAGUUUCGAAUCACCUGACACAAUCACGUGAUGAACUUCACCAAAAUCACGUGAUGAACUUCACCAUAAUCACGUGACCCCUGUAAGAGAACCAAAAACUAUGAACCAAAGACACACACACACACACUUCUUAUGUGUAGGAGAUGAGAAGGAGAAUUUUGUUUUUAGCUUCGAAAUCUGGACAGAAAUAUUUAAAAGACUGAAGAAAAUUAUCAAACGAUAAUCAUGUAUUGACCAAGAAUAGGACAUUCUGCAUAUGACCUUGUGUGUGUGCUCGACGAUAGGUUUUGUAAUGUUGUAUGUCAGAGUUAGAGAGA